AUGAUUGCUGAAAUAAUUGAUGGCAAGGCUAUUGCUGCCAGUAUUCGCUCAAAUAUUAAAAAUGAAAUCAUUUCAAUUAAAUCAAAGGUUCCAACUUUCAACCCUUCAUUCACAAUCAUUCAGGUUGGUGCAAGACCAGAUUCCUCCACUUAUGUUAGAAUGAAAUUGAAAGCUGCAAAGGAGUCUGGUAUUGAAUGCGAUUUAUUAAAUUUGCCUGAUACUGUGACUAAUGAUGAAAUCCUAACCCAAAUUGAGAUCUUGAACAAUAAUCCAAAAAUCCACGGCUUGAUCGUUCAGUUACCAUUACCAAAUCACAUUGAUGAAAAAUUAAUUACUUCUGCUGUUGACAAUAAAAAAGAUGUUGAUGGAUUUGGCACCGAAAAUAUCGGUGAAAUCUCAAAGAAAAAUGGCGAUCCUCUAUUCUUACCCGCUACUCCAAAGGGUAUUAUGAAAUUAUUAUCUGAAUCAAAUGUAGACUUGGUUGGUAAAAACUGCGUUGUUUUAGGUAGAUCAGACAUAGUUGGUUCACCUAUGUCCAAUCUUUUAAGAAAUGCUGAUGCAACUGUUACUACUUUACAUUCAAAAUCUAAGAAUAUAGAUUUUUUCCUUAAAAAUGCUGAUAUCGUGGUCUCGGCCAUUGGUAGGUCAAACUUCGUUAAAGCUGAUUCCUUGAAGAAAGAUGUCAUUGUCAUUGAUGUCGGCACUAAUUUCGUUCCCGACUCAACUAAGAAAUCUGGUUCAAGGAUGGUUGGUGAUGUUGAUUUUGAAUCAGUUUCUCAAGUCGCCUCAAAAAUUACUCCAGUUCCAGGUGGUGUUGGUCCAAUGACGGUUGCCAUGUUAUUAGAAAAUGUCCUUAUCUCUGCAAAAAGAUUUAAUGAGUUAGGUUAUUCAUUUGCAAAACCAGAUUUUACUCCAUUAAGAUUGAAUUUAUUAAAACCUGUUCCAUCCGAUUUUGAAAUUUCAAGAGCUCAAAAGCCUAAAAAAAUUACUCAGAUUGCUAAAGAAUCUGGAAUUCUUUCCUCUGAACUCGAACCCUAUGGCUCAACUAAGGCUAAAAUUAAGUUGUCCAUAUUGGAUCGUCUUGCAAAUAAAAAAAAUGGUAAAUACAUUUUAGUCACCGGAAUCACACCAACUCCAUUAGGUGAGGGUAAAUCAACUACCACUGUCGGUUUAGCUCAAGCUUUGGGUGCUCAUUUAAACAAAACUGUAUUUGCGAAUGUUCGUCAACCUUCAAUGGGUCCAACUUUUGGUAUUAAAGGUGGUGCUGCAGGUGGCGGCUAUUCUCAAGUUAUUCCAAUGGACGAGUUCAAUAUGCAUCUUACUGGUGAUAUUCAUGCAAUUUCAAUGGCUAAUAAUUUAUUAGCUGCUGCAAUUGAUACAAGAAUCUUUCACGAAAAUACUCAAAAAGAUCCUGCUUUAUAUAGAAGAUUAGUUCCUGCUAAAAAAGGAAAGAGAUCUUUCACUAAAUCCAUGCUAAGAAGAUUAGAAAAAUUAGGAAUCAAUAAAACCGAUCCAAAUGAUUUGACUCCAGAAGAAGUCUCAAAGUUUGUUAGAUUAGAUAUCGACCCAGAUUCAAUUACCUGGAGAAGAGUAGUUGAUUGCAACGAUAGAUUUCUUCGAGGUAUCACAAUCGGUGAAGCUCCAACUGAAAGAGGUAUGACAAGGAAAACUGGAUUUGAUAUUUCCGUUGCAUCAGAAUGUAUGGCAAUUUUAGCAUUGGCAAAUUCGUUAGAAGACUUAAGAGAAAGAUUAGGAAAAAUUGUUGUUGCUUCAUCAAAAGCAGGUGUUCCGGUAACUUGUGAGGAUAUUGGUGCUGCUGGUGCUUUAACUGCUUUAUUGGUUGAUGCAAUCAAACCAACCAUUAUGCAAACAUUAGAAGGAACACCAGUUUUUAUUCAUGCUGGUCCUUUUGCUAAUAUUUCAAUCGGUGCAAACUCAGUUUUAUCAGAUAAAAUUGCUUUAAAAUUAGCUGGUGUUGAUUCAGCUUUAUCAGAAGAGGAAAUCAAAGAACAACAAGGCUAUGUCAUUACUGAGGCAGGUUUUGAUUUUACCAUGGGUGGUGAAAGAUUUAUCAAUAUUAAAUGCAGAUCCUCUGGUUUAGAACCAGAUGUUGUUAUCAUUGUUGCUACUGUUAGAGCAUUAAAAGUUCAUGGUGGUGGUCCAGAUGUUAAAGCUGGGUCACCAUUGGCACAAGAAUACACUCAAGAAAACAUUGAAUUAUUACAAAAGGGAUGUGCUAACUUAGCUAAACAUAUUUCUAAUGCUAAAGAGUAUGGUUUGCCAAUUAUUGUUGCCAUUAAUAAGAUGACAUCAGAUACUGAUAAAGAGCAUGAAGUCAUUCGUCAAGCCUCAAUUAAAGCCGGAGCAGUUGACGCUAUCGUUUCUAACCAUUGGGAAGAAGGUGGUAAAGGAGCAGUAGAUUUAGCCAAGGGUGUUAUUGAAGCAUCCAAUUUACCAAAAUAUUUCAAUUUUCUUUAUUCAGUUGAUAAUUCUGUUGAUGAAAAAAUUUCUAAAAUUGCAAAAGUCAUGUAUGGUGCAAGUAAAGUAGAAUUUUUACCGGAAGCCCAAAGGAAGAUAGAUUUAUAUACUCGACAAGGAUUUGGUAAGUUGCCAAUUUGCAUUGCUAAAACUCAAUAUUCUCUUUCUCAUGAUGCCAACCUAAAGGGUGUUCCUACUGGAUUUACAUUUCCAAUAAGAGACGUCAGAGCCAGUAUUGGAGCAGGUUAUUUAUAUGCCUUAGCUGCUGAAAUCCAGACAAUUCCCGGGUUACCAACUCAUUGUGGAUUCAUGAAUGUGGAAGUUAAUGAAGAUGGUGAAAUUGAUGGUUUAUUUUAA
Molecule: messenger RNA, 2835 nt
Organism: Ascoidea rubescens DSM 1968
Lineage: Eukaryota; Fungi; Ascomycota; Saccharomycetes; Ascoideales; Ascoideaceae
Product: C-1-tetrahydrofolate synthase
Exons: 1
Coding region: 1-2835 (944 amino acids)
Biological process (GO): tetrahydrofolate interconversion
Cellular component (GO): cytosol
Molecular function (GO): formate-tetrahydrofolate ligase activity; ATP binding; methylenetetrahydrofolate dehydrogenase (NADP+) activity
Source: RefSeq, a predicted model, not a curated record